Messenger RNA from Seriola aureovittata, 1858 nucleotides. It is a transcript of the gene sp8a, whose product is annotated as sp8 transcription factor a. The transcript is spliced from 2 exons. NCBI's taxonomy places the organism in Eukaryota, Metazoa, Chordata, Actinopteri, Carangiformes, Carangidae. Gene Ontology annotation, molecular function: DNA-binding transcription factor activity, RNA polymerase II-specific; RNA polymerase II cis-regulatory region sequence-specific DNA binding. Gene Ontology annotation, biological process: regulation of transcription by RNA polymerase II. The record is from RefSeq and is a predicted model, not a curated record. The coding region runs from base 423 to 1670 and encodes 415 amino acids.
GGCAUAAAAAAAAACCCUAGCAUUAACAAAUAAAUAGUUGCUGAUAAAACUGCAAACUUAUUUAUUAACCAAAAUGAAAUACACCUGCUCAGAAACAGUUCAGUGUGGCCGAUUUUUUUUUUUUUUUGAUUAACCAGCACUGCUAUGAGUUUCUUUCCUUGAAAUGCGCCCCUCGCGAGACUUCACUUUAUAAAAUUUACGACGACCUCGAGCUCAAAUGUUCAGAGACAGUCCGAGCUGGCUUCUGAUUGGUCCUCAGGCUCUCAGCGGUACUUCAAAGCCAUGAAGAGGCUACAACUACUACAGCAGUCAGAGAGGAAACACACACUCAUCACAGACAGUCACCGCGGACACGCGGGCACACACACACAUACACACAUACACACACACACCUCAGCCGAAGAUACAGCACAGCACAGAGCAUGGCUGCUACACUGCUAGGGGAGGAGCCGCGGUUGGGCAGCACCCCGCUGGCCAUGCUGGCCGCCACCUGCAGCAGAAUCGGCGAGCCCAGCCCCUCGUGUUCCCCUGCUCUCUCUGAUGGAGCCCCGGGGUUCGUCAAGGGCUUUCACCCUUGGAGGGGGGGCGCCCCGGGCGCCAGUGGCUUCGGAGUCUGUCUCACCUCGCUCGGGGUGCCCUCUGGGACCUCCAGGGGCACCGGACUGACGGAGACCUCCAGCGCUUUCUCGGUGACUUCUGUCAACUCUCCUUUUGGAAAUGAUCUUUCGAUGUAUCACACCGCUGCGUCAUCAGACAGCAAUGGUUCAGAUCCUACACACGCACAGCGGUCUGUGUUUCUGACCAAAUUCCCCUCCUCGGUGGAUGGCAUUGCGGGGAUAUAUCCCAGGAUGCACGCGCAUCCCUAUGAGUCAUGGUUCAAACCCGUGGGAGAUGUCGGUAACGCGUCUUCUUCUUGGUGGGACAUGGGCACCAGCUGGGUGGACACACAAACCCCGGGCGGGUUAUCCUCUCCCCUGAGCGGCUACAGCACUGACUACAGCUCCGCAUUCAGCCCCGGUACUUCCCAGCACCUGCUCCCCGCCGCACAGCACCUGUUUGACGGCUUCAGGCCACCUGUUCCGGCUCCCUACACAGAGUCUACGACCACGGGGGCACCUGCGCUAACAGGAACCCCCGUCGUCUCUCUGACUGCAUCUUCCCGCUCCUCCUCACGGCGUUACUCCGGCAGAGCCACAUGUGACUGCCCAAACUGCCAAGAGGCGGAGAGCCUUGGCCAAGGGGGCACGAGCCCGCGUCGGAGGGGCCUGCACAACUGUCACAUUCCGGGUUGUGGUAAAGUCUAUGGCAAGACCUCUCACCUGAAGGCCCACCUGCGCUGGCACACCGGCGAGAGGCCAUUUGUCUGCAACUGGCUCUUCUGCGGGAAACGCUUCACGCGCUCCGACGAGCUUCAGCGGCAUUUGCGCACACACACCGGGGAGAAGCGAUUCGAGUGCGCGAUUUGCCACAAACGGUUCAUGCGCUCGGACCACCUCAGCAAGCACGUGAGGACGCACAGCGCGGAGGGCUCAGAGGACAGCGGGGAACAGGGACUCGGUAAACGGAACAGCGACACGGACAACAGCUUGCCCGGUAGUCCGAGCCAGUCUCCUGGGCUGCUUGUGCGCGAGACUGUCCAAACCAGCGAGGGACAGAGAGCGGUGGAAUAAUUUACAGAGAUCAAUAUGAACAACACGUGGACAUUUGAUUACACUGCACCUGCCUGUAUGGAGAGUGAUUUCCUGGACGCUCCAAAACUGAAAUGGCACUUUAUCAUGAACUUAAGCGGUGGAUGAACACUGUGUCCUGUCCUGAAUUAUGUCAUUUGUAUCCCUCAAAAAUAAAUUUUUACUCUACA